Molecule: messenger RNA, 318 nt
Organism: Ascochyta rabiei
Lineage: Eukaryota; Fungi; Ascomycota; Dothideomycetes; Pleosporales; Didymellaceae
Exons: 1
Coding region: 1-318 (105 amino acids)
Source: RefSeq, a predicted model, not a curated record
AUGUGGAUACGUCCACCUCUGACCUGUAGGGCAUAUAAGUACUGUUCUGGCCGCUGUCUCACUAUCAAAGUGAGCAUUGUUACCUUUUUGAGGCAUGCUUGGAACGGUGGGCAGAGCCGUGGCCUUGACGUUAUGCUCACUUUGAUGGCUAUAGCGUGCGUGGGUUCGAUUCAUGCUGGCAGACCUGGUCCACCUGGCAGAUGGUUGACUACCCCGCACGGGUCCAGUCUCAGCCGAGCCGGCUCAUCUGUGGGUGAGCUGAGGCACAGCCCCAUUACGUGGGCUAGUGCCGUUGCUGCUGGAAGGUCCAGUACUUAG